This is a messenger RNA of Loa loa (African eye worm), 993 nucleotides long. RefSeq lists its product as hypothetical. NCBI's taxonomy places the organism in Eukaryota, Metazoa, Nematoda, Chromadorea, Rhabditida, Onchocercidae. The record is from RefSeq and is a predicted model, not a curated record. The transcript is spliced from 8 exons. The coding region runs from base 1 to 993 and encodes 330 amino acids.
AUGGAAAUUGGGAUCAUAGGUGAAAGCGAUGAUUUUGCGACGAAAUCAUGUGUACCAUCCAUAGUACCAGCUAUUGGUUUCCUCUUGCUCCUAAAUGAUGACUGUAAUGUUGGACUAUCGGGUCACCAAAAUGUAAAUGUUACUUCCAAGCAAUCGACAUUUAUCACUCCGAUUGACACCAGUAUUACCAAUGAGCAAAGAAAAUUCCUAGUACCAGAUGACAAGUUACAAAUUCAGAAGAUAGAAACAAAUGCGACAAUUGGUACAACCAAGUUAGAUGCAUCACCAUCCUAUUACUAUUCUUCCAUAAGUGAUCUGCAGCAUGAAUUUCGAACUACUACUAAUGUAACCAAUACAAUAGGCAUGUUUACUGAACUGACCUCAAAAUCAGAACAGGUCAGGACAGAUUGCAAAUCCGGUUUUUCGAUUUAUAUUGAAGUGAUCGAUGGUAUUGAAGUGAUUGCUGAGGGUUUAGCAACAUUUCAGACACGUACGCUUGAAAUGUGUUUAUAUAUAUGUACGGAAAAUAAGCUGAAUGAUAGAAAUUUUUCACCGAUCGGAUGUCAUAGUGCCCAAUACAACCGGAUCAGUAAACGUUGCAUUUUAUUCAAUACAUCAAUUGCUCCAACUGGAAAUGCUAAGUAUAUUUCAAAUAAGGAUACGGUAUAUUUCGAAAAGAUUUGCAUAUCCGAUAUGGUUCAUAAUAAAUGUAGCAUAAUUUUACAUCGUACACCUCAACAUAUACUUGUUGGGCAUGCAACCGCUGUAAUCAAUGCUCCAUCACAUAAUUACUGUAUUGAAAUAUGUUUACGGUCUACGGAAAUGUUAAAUUUCAUAUGUCGUUCAGCAAUAUAUUUCCAUGAAUAUCAACGAUCGAAUUGUAUCCUCAAUAAAGAUUCUGCUAAAACACGUCCCAAAUAUUUCAUCAAUGAGAAAGAGCAAAAAUUGGAUUAUAUUGAAAUGGAUGAAUGUUUAAUUCGUGAUCGGAAAUGA